GUCGCUCCGCGUCCAUCCUCGACUUGUUCGUCUUCGUGUCCAUCCUCGGCCUAAGGUACUAACCCUCUUCUCCGUGACCCAGACCCCAUGCGUGAAGUCUGGCAUAAUCCGCGAAACCAAGGAUGAAAUCUUGCAAAUCGGGCGUGCGGAAUAAAAUCGAUUCGCCGCGGUGAAAUUUUGCGUACCUCUGACAGUGCGCCAGAAACUUUCUUUUACAAUACUUACCAUCGAUCAAAAGAACAGUGUAAAGUGAUUCACUCAGCAACGUGAAAAUACUCAGUUUUCUCAAAAUUAAACUUGGCCCCGAAGAAAAUACCCCACAGGCUGUGACCAAUCGGUUAGUGCGUUCAUUCUACGGCUUAAUGUGUGGGGAACCGCUGUUCGUACAAACGCGUUUUGCAUACCCGAGAAUUUGAAGGGAUAGUGUAUGGUGCGGGUUGCAUAACCAGUGCGCCGUUCAUUGCGGGUUGCAUAACCAGUGCGCCGUUCAUUGCAGGUUGCAUAACCAGUGCGCCGUUCAUUGAGGGUUGCAUAAGCAGUGCGCCGUUCAUUGCGGGUUGCAUAAGCAGUGCGCCGUUCAUCGCGGGUUGCAUAAGCAGUGCGCCGUUCAUUGCGGGUUGCAUACCCAGUGCGCCGUUUAUUCCGGGUUGCAUAGCCUCCAGGAGCGAUAGAUCCGUUUGAAAAUGGGCGACGAGCAGAAGGAGAAGGAGAAGGAUCCGAAGAUGCGGCGAGUGUCGACGGUGACGUUCCGGCCGGAGGUGCACGAGGUGGUGGAGUGGCGGGUCUCGGAGGAGUCCGAGAGCGAGGACGAGGAGGAGAACCUGGGGGACUUCGACGAGGCCCUGGAGAUGGGCUCCAUCCUCCGCAACAACAACAACACGGUGCCCAUCCUCAACACCUCCCGGAAGCCGGGCCUCAACAGGAUCCCGACCCGGGCCGAGAUGAAGACGCUCACCCACAAGGCCAAACGUCCCGCCGUCGACAUCGAGUUCCAGAACCUCAAUUUCACCGCUCAAUCCUCCGCUCAUGGAAAAAAACAUAUCUUACGGCAGAUAAAUGGUUUAUUUAAGGCAGGAGAGCUCACAGCUAUCAUGGGGCCUUCCGGAGCCGGGAAAAGUUCCUUAAUGAACAUACUUGUAGGAUACGUAACGGCGAAUACCUCAGGGAGCAUCCUCACAAAUGGAAGCCCACGACAGAUGAACCUGUUCAACAAACUUUGUUCCUAUAUUAUGCAAGAUGAUCUCCUUCAACCUCAUUUAACCGUCUUAGAAUCGCUAAUUAUCUCAGCUCAUUUAAAACUCGGAAAUGAAUUACCAAUAGAAGAUAAAUUAGCAGUGGUGGAUGAAAUUAUCGAAACCUUGGGUCUGCAAGUCUGCAGGAAUACCAGAGUCGAAGGUUUGUCCGGCGGUCAACGGAAGAGGCUCUCGGUCGCGUUGGAGCUAGUCAGUAAUCCACCUGUUCUAUUUCUCGACGAACCUACAACGGGUCUGGAUCUUGUGGCCACGAAACAGUGCGUGGGAGUUCUGAAAAGUUUAGCGCAACAAGGGAGGACGAUCGUGUGCACGAUUCACCAGCCGAGUGCAAGCAUUUUCGAGACGUUCGACCACGUGUACAUGCUCGCCAAAGGGCAGUGCAUUUACCAAGGAGCACCCACGCAACUCGUCCCUUUCCUCGCCAACAUAGGUCUCCACUGCAAAGCAACGUAUAAUCCCGCCGAUUUCGUUUUCGAAAUCCUGGAUACGGAAAACAUCAAACGGAUGACGCACGAGAUCGCGAAUGGGAAACUAUCUCAGCCCGACCCGAACACGACGGAGACGCCGGCGGUAACGAAGCUGUGUCGACGCGAGACGAUGGCGGUGAUCCCGCAGGUCUCGGUGACGGACGAGGAGGUGAAGAAGUCGGUGGAGUUCCCGACCUCGUUCUGGACGCAGUUCUCGAUCCUGCUCAAGCGGCGGCUCCUCCAGAACUCGAGGAACAAGACCUCCCUCUACAUCCAGAGCCUCCACCACCUCUUCUCCGGCAUCUUCCUCGGUGGGAUUUUCCUCGGGGUCGGCAACGACGCCGCCCGCCCCUUCGAAAACUUCAAGUUCUGCAUCAGCGUCAUCGUCUUCUUCAUCUACACUUACGUCAUGACCCCCGUCUUGCUCUUUCCGUAUGAAGUAAAGCUACUUCGGCGCGAGUAUUUCAAUCGAUGGUACAGUCUCAAAGCUUUCUACGCUGCCAUGUCCAUCGCUUCGCUGCCGACAACGAUACUGUUUGGAACAAUGUUCUCGGUAGUUACGUAUUUAAUGUCAGAUCAGCCUUGGAACUCUGACCGUUUCAUUUGGUACCUUUUCAUCGGGCAAGCAAUGGCUCUUGUGUCUGAAGGCAUGGGUAUCUUCAUCGGAUCGAUAUUCAAAAGCACGAACGGAGCUGCAGUAGCGCCAGCAUCCCUGGCCCCUCUCCUGGCGGUGGCCGUCUACGGCAUGGGUUUCGGCUCGGUGAUCGAGCCGUUCAUGCAGUUCCUCAUGAAUCUCUCGUUCAUCCGCUACGGCCUGGUGGCGCUCUCCGUGACUCUGUACCAGAACCGGCCGCUGAUGGAGUGCAAGGAGUCCGAGCUUUACUGCCACUACAAGAACCCGCGGCUCCUUCUCCGGGACCUCGGAAUGGAGGACAUUGACCGCACCAACGAAAUGAUCAGCCUCUCCGUCUUCAUCGUCCUCUUCAGGAUUGCCGCCUUCUCCGCCCUCAGGUAUCGCCUCACCACCGAGUUCUCCUCCAAGUUCAUGCGUAUCAUCAACAAGGUCCUCCGCAAGAAAUAAGACCGAUCUCCUCCACACCAUGUAGGAUAGCUUCCAAUACCUUAGUAAAAGUGAAUCAGCCUGACAUCAGGCUAUGUUUCAUAAACUACCCUGAGU
Messenger RNA from Bemisia tabaci, 2897 nucleotides. Its product is annotated as ATP-binding cassette sub-family G member 4. Lineage: Eukaryota; Metazoa; Arthropoda; Insecta; Hemiptera; Aleyrodidae. Gene Ontology annotation, cellular component: plasma membrane. Gene Ontology annotation, molecular function: ABC-type transporter activity; ATP hydrolysis activity; ATP binding. The record is from RefSeq and is a predicted model, not a curated record. Gene Ontology annotation, biological process: transmembrane transport.